CUUUCUGGCCUUACCUUUUCGAUAUCUGAUUAAAAACCUUUUUCCGACCAAAGAGAUCACUAGUGAAGAAGACGCGAACAAGGAUCCUGAGAAAGGUUAACGCACAAAGUCCAUUGAGCGAGAAGAUACGAGGGAAGCGAUUCUUCUACGUUCAGAUACAUCAUUCGAUUAUCGAUUUCGGAGUUCUCUCCCUCCAAUUAGGUUUUUAUUGCUUCUGAGACAAAUAUGGCAGUGUACGAUCAUAGCGGAGAGAUCAAUAGAACUGAACCGGAUACGUCUAAGAAAAGGAAGUCGAGAAGUAGGCGUGAUGGUACUACCGUGGCUGAUAGGCUUAAGAAGUGGAAAGAGUACAACGACACGGUAGAAGAGAGUCCCAGCAAGAAACGGAAAGUACCUGCUAAAGGUUCGAAGAAAGGCUGCAUGAAAGGGAAAGGAGGACCUGAGAACGGUCGAUGUAGUUUCAGGGGAGUUAGGCAGAGGACUUGGGGUAGAUGGGUAGCUGAGAUUAGAGAGCCUAAUAGAGGAAGCAGGCUUUGGCUUGGCACUUUCCCCACUGCUGAAAAAGCUGCCUCUGCUUAUGACGAGGCGGCUAAGGCUAUGUAUGGUCCGCUUGCUCGUGUUAAUUUUCCUCAGUCUUCUGUGUCUGAUGUGACUAGUACUUCGAGUCGGUCUGAGGUGUGUACGGUUGAGACUCCCAGCGUUGUUCAUGUGAAAACAGAGGAUGGAGAUUCCUUUUUAUCUGAAGCUAAGCCUGUGGAUCGUGUGGAGAAUGACGUCCAUGAGAGUGCAAUAGAGAUGAAGAGGGACCUUAAGGUAGAUGAUCCAGGCAUGGAUUGGUUAAGCGAGUUUGAACAGAGGUGUUGGACUGGACUUCUUGAGGAGAAGCAAAAACACAAGGAGCAAGAAAUAGUCGUAGGUAGCAACUCUCAGAAACAGUCGGAUUCGCUCUCUGUUUCAGAUUACGGUUGGCCUGAGGAUAUGAAUCAGAAUCAGUGGGACGCUGCGGAGAUGUUUGAUGUUGCUGAGCUUCUUGGUGACUUAAACGGCGACAUUUUUACAGGCGCGAACCAGAACCAAUGCCUGGACGACAAUGUCGCCGGUGGAAUGUCUGAACCUGGAAAGCUACAUAUUGGGUUGCCCCCGCUGCCAAGUAUUGGCUCAGGCUACGGAUUGCCUCCCCCGCCUCACGAGGAACAAAAUGGUAAUGACUUCUUCGAUCUGAGUUUCUUGGAUGUGAAGGACUGAGACGGUGGGGUGCAGUUGGAUGGCGUUGGAUUCGUUUUUUUUUUUUGCCUUGAUGGCUUGAUCGCAUACGACUGUUGAGACUCUUAUCUAAGUUUUUACUGAUAUAGAGAUCCUCAAAAUACUCUGAUAAUUCCUCUUUAAAAAAGAGAACUGUAUAUACUGUGAGAUAACGUUUCAUAUAGUAACAGAGAGAAGUUUGUAGUGUUA
Molecule: messenger RNA, 1452 nt
Organism: Raphanus sativus (radish)
Lineage: Eukaryota; Viridiplantae; Streptophyta; Magnoliopsida; Brassicales; Brassicaceae
Product: dehydration-responsive element-binding protein 2A
Exons: 2
Coding region: 226-1245 (339 amino acids)
Biological process (GO): response to stress; positive regulation of DNA-templated transcription
Cellular component (GO): nucleus
Molecular function (GO): DNA-binding transcription factor activity; transcription cis-regulatory region binding
Source: RefSeq, a predicted model, not a curated record